CAGAGUCUUGUUGGCUGUCGGCACGAGCGACCGUGGAAGCUCUAGAAACGUCUAGCGCGAGGCUGGCAGAUGCUGCGUCACUGCGCGAGAACGAGGAGAGAGACACGCUUGGCUGUUGGAGAGUUGGUCAGCGUCGUUUUCCUAGUUUAUUUUUGGUCGUUCCUACUCUUAACGGCUAGCUAAUUAACCGAAAAAAUAAACCAAAGCAGGACCGCACACACGGGCAAUAGCAGUCCAGAGAAGAAAGAAACCCAUUAGAUACCGAGAUGCAGCCGGCAACUGCUAAGUGGUACGACAGGCGGGAUUACGUCUUUAUUGAAUUUUGUGUAGAAGACAGCAAAGACGUCCAAGUGAAAUUUGAAAAAUCAAAGCUUGAUUUCAGUUGUGUUGGUGGAACGGAUAACCUCAAACAUCAAAAUGAAAUCGACCUCUUUGAUGUCAUUGAUCCAAAUGUGUCCAAACACAAACGCACAGACCGGUCUGUUUUGUGUUGUUUACGAAAAUCAGAAUCUGGAAAGUCAUGGCCAAGAUUAACAAAAGACAAGGCGAAGCUCAAUUGGCUUAGCGUGGACUUCAACAACUGGAAAGACUGGGAGGAUGAUUCGGACGAGGAGCUGUCUAGUUUCGAUCGGUUUUCGGAGAUGAUGAACAACAUGGGGGGUGAUGAUGACCUACCAGAAGUGGACGGGGCAGAAGAUGACUCAGCUGACAGCGACGAUGAAAAAAUGCCUGACCUGGAGUGAAGGCAAAUCCCAUAGGAACCCCUGUGGCAGCUGGAAAGAUGUCGCAAAGCUGUUAAUUUGAAACGAAAAAAGAACCAUAUAGGUAUGAGCUGGUAGCCAUAAAAACAACUGCAUCUUUUUAAAAGCCGUUUUCCAGACCGUUUGAAAAUGUAAAAAAAGGCUUGACCUUGGGUCGAUAUGCAUACCUUUUGUGCACAGCUGUCUCCAUCCACUGGCAUUGCUGUGCUAUAGUCUUCUAUUCUGCAUGGACUAUCUACAGUUUCCAUGGUGUCGUGAAGUAUAGUUAUUGUCCAUUAAUCAAAAAUCAAUGGCUGCAUUGAAAGUUGUUGAAGGUUCGAAGUUUAAAAGUAAGUCUUACAUCCCCCCCUUGUUAACAUCAAUGUGGUUCUAUACAAAAAAAUUCAAACAUUGUAGUUUCUAAUGAAGACGACAAAACAAAGGAUUUCGAAACAACCUAUAUUUUCAAUAAAGUUUUGUUCCUUUUUUAAUUAAAAACAUUUUCCCCUGUGUUAUUAAUACUGUAAAUGGAAUCAUUUAUUUUAUAAGGAAAGUCUUAGUUGGGCCUGAAAGCAAGUGUGUUUGUGUGUUGCAAUAUUGUUUGCAGGCCAUCAUUAUCAAGAGGUCAGCCAUUUUGAUUGUGGGCGUGGGCUUCUAUUUUCCCAACUGGUUUUCAAGUUACUGGCUUUUUGUACUUAAAUUCUUAACAGCUGUUUUCAGUGUAUUCAUGAGUUGCACACCCUCAUCUUUUCAAAUGUGUUAAUUUUGUGUAAAACAAAAAAGUGCUUUACCUGAGCACUUGCCAUGUAUCCAUGUAUUAUCAUGACAGACAGGAAAGCAGGCAUCACUGCACAUUGAGUAAUUCUGCGUGUAAGCAAAGAGAAUGAGAAUGUUUGAAAGGCUGUACUAUUGGUGUAUCUCUGACCCAUAAAUGUGCAGAGUUGAAUGCAGCUGUUUUUUUUUAUAUGGACUUCAAAAAGGAACAAAUUAUAGAUAACAUUAGGUGACCAAAUUUGUAUUUGCACUGUCAGAAUAUAAAUGCAAGUGUGGGUAAAGUAAAAUUAAUACACUAUUAGUUUGUCGGCCUGUCUGCUUGGCACAGGAAGAACUUAAGUUUGUGUUAAGUGCAGUGGGGAAUUUUUGUCUACAUCUUUCUAAUAAACUGUCGAAGACAUCUA
Anguilla anguilla (European eel) is the source of this 1918-nucleotide messenger RNA. RefSeq names its product prostaglandin E synthase 3a (cytosolic) (gene ptges3a). Lineage: Eukaryota; Metazoa; Chordata; Actinopteri; Anguilliformes; Anguillidae. Gene Ontology annotation, molecular function: Hsp90 protein binding; protein-folding chaperone binding; prostaglandin-E synthase activity. Gene Ontology annotation, cellular component: cytosol; nucleus. The record is from RefSeq and is a predicted model, not a curated record. The coding region runs from base 267 to 743 and encodes 158 amino acids. Gene Ontology annotation, biological process: telomere maintenance via telomerase; telomerase holoenzyme complex assembly; prostaglandin biosynthetic process. The transcript is spliced from 8 exons.